This is a messenger RNA of Botrytis cinerea B05.10, 3414 nucleotides long. RefSeq lists its product as hypothetical. Bases 1001 to 3346 code for a protein of 781 amino acids. The record is from RefSeq and is a predicted model, not a curated record. The transcript has a single exon. NCBI's taxonomy places the organism in Eukaryota, Fungi, Ascomycota, Leotiomycetes, Helotiales, Sclerotiniaceae.
GGGAAACUGCCGCAGAACGCUAAGCGAAUUGAUUCUUUGAAGUGAAUAUAUAUUAUGAAAAGCCUCAAAAAUUGAAUACUCCCAACGCUAAGCCGAUCAGAAUUUUCAUCAAGUUUCAUUAGCGAGUACUUUCUUGCGCACAAAAGGAUCCUCUUCUCUCUCAGAAUUUUUCUCAACCUCCAUCCUCUUUACAUCCAAAAUUUUCAGAAUCCAUCCAAAGCAUCAAUCAUACUUGAAAACCGUCGUACUACUCGCAAACAUUCAAUCAAUCUCGCUGGUACCACAUUACAUCGCACUUUACCCAUUCUGACUCUUUUACUACUUCUCUUUUACUUUCCCACAAGGAAACUCUUCUCUCUUGAAAAAGACGACUUCUCCAUACGUCCAAUUCACAUCCAAGUCUUUUUUUACUUUACGUGUUUCCCAACACCACAUAACAACAAUUUUACCAAUAACUUCUUGAAAGCACUUCGUCUCUCGAAAGUCCUUAUUACUUACCUCCAACCACAACCUUAUCUACGAAUCCUUCCUCUUUUUACCAUCAACUCUUAAACCACCUUCCUCACGAAUCAUGCCGCCAAUCACGAGAUCAAAGUCUCCUGUCAAGAAGACAUCGGCAGAUCAAGACCAAGCCUCCUCCGCGUCAAGUAUCUCCAAAAAUGUUGCACCGGUCGCAAAUAUGCGUUCACCUGGCAAGAAAGCUCCAGCUAAUAGCGGGCAACUACCAUCUGGUGGUAACAAUGCAGUAAGUUCUAUCUGUUUACCAAUUUCAUGUUUUUUGAUAGCCGAUAAUGUUCCCCUACCUUGAACCCCAUUUCACAUUUCAUCAAUGUGAACAUUCUUUGUUUCUGAAACUUCAAGUUUUCAUUUUGAUUUUGAAACAUUUUUUUAUCCAGCGCACCAUACUACAAGAUGUUGUCCUGGCAUUGUUUUACUUGAUCACAUACUUCCGAUUCCACCAUGACACUUGCUAACUCCAAAUCUGUAGCUUUCCGAUGCCAUGGUUCCAACUUUGGAGCCGCUCUCUCCUUCCAAGAGGAAGAGAAGCGCAAAGACUAUCAGCGGUGGCGAAGGCGUUGGCGAACAACCUUCUGAGCCGAUGAAGCGAGCACGGGUUGAGAGGAGUGAUUCCCGUCGUUUCAAUCCAGCAAGUGGUCAAUCUGAUUUGGCUGCCACGACUUAUUACCCUCAAGUGGAGAGGGUAGUCCUUGGUCUUGAAGACACACCAGUAUUUGGCACUGCUGGUGGUGCUCCCAAGGAGGAACUUGAUGCUGGAUCAUCAACUUCUACACCCUCUCCAAAGCCAGUCGAAAGCACGGCUGCCGCUCCAGUUUUGGUCGGCGAAGAAAACGGUGUCACGGCAAAGGCUCCGAUUUCUGCGGUCACUGUUACAGCUGGCCAAGCCGAUAAUGAGAGUGUCGUCGAUCAGCUUACACCCCACUCCGCUGCGGAUCUUACAGGCCCUUUGGCUGCCACGGAGGCAGAAGUCCAUCUUCCUGCUGCGCCUCAGGAUUUUUCUUCUAGCGACCUCGAGGUUGCUAAGGAGGAACUUGACCCUCCAAAGAUCGGCACAACCAAUACCUGCAGGUGCGACGAGAUUGCUAUCAAGUUUGCUGAGAUGAAAGAACGAAUCAAGGCUAUUGAGAAACAGGAAGCGGCGUCCCGCGCUGAAAACGACAAAAUCAGAGAGAGUAUGAAAGGCCUUUUAGAGUCGAAUCAUAAGCUCAGACUUGAGAGAAACAACUUCAUCCAACUUGCUGAAGAACAUCCACGUAUCAGCCAAGAAGUACAACGUCUUACUAAACUGGUUCGCUUUUUAAAGGACGACAACAAGCAACUAAACAAAAGAAACGAUGAGCUCGUGGACAGCGUUAACAAGCAUCAGAUCAAUUUCAAUCAAAUCCGGACCGUCGCUCAGAAAUUUAAGGCCGAAGUCCAGAAACUCGAGGACGUCGUUGAGGGGUAUAGGAUCGCCGUCAAUGUUCUUAACAAAAAAGUUCCGGAAGAAACUCAAGAUCAAGAAGAUCUCGAACUAACCAGGGAGCUUCUUAAGAUCGAAACAGCAAAGAAUAAGUUGCUGAGCGAUUCUUUCCAGAGUAUGGGUCGUUCUUUUGCCGCAGGUGGGGUAGUUCCUGGCAUCGAAACAAGUGAUUCAGCUCAAGGAGGCGUGUCUCACGGAAAUCAUGGUCAUGAGAAACGUGACCAGGAAGGUCGCUCUCGUCGUUAUCGCACACCAUCUCCUUGCAGCAAGGGUAACAACAAUUAUGACGUCAACGACGUCAACAGCGAUGACGAUAGCUCUGAUAGUCUUCCUCAACUCGGAGCUCCAGAAGAUGUAUUUACUGGCACUCAACAGUCUGGUUCAGCUUCUGCUCUCGUCGGAUUUCGGGGUUCAUAUAGAUGGGAGUGUAGUCAUGACCGUGGCUACAAUGGAAAUAGAUGCAACCACUGUGGCGUCCAUGUUCUUACCAAUGAAGAUCCCGGAUUUGUUCGUGAAAGAUCUGUUGCUCCUGCUGCUUCUAUAGAUGAUCUAUAUGGUGCAUCAGAUCAUGGAGAAGAGCGCAAACCUGCUAGCCCUUCUUAUGAGCCAGCGGAAGCUGUUACCAAUGAGGCGGAAGCUGUCACCAAUGAGGCGGAAGCUGUCACCAAUUCUCAGGAUGAAUCACAACCCGAAAAUUCCCGAUACCUCUCUGAGAAACAGGACGAUGAGGAUGACGACGAACGUGAUGAAUCUCAGUAUAUCGGCCCCACGACCCUCUCUGGCAAUGAGGAUUAUGAGGACGAAGAGGAUGACGAUCAGAGGGACAUUUCGGGAAACAAUGGUAUCCCAGAUCUCCCUGACUAUGAGGAUUCCGAGGAUGAUAAUCAGAGGGACAUUUCGGGAAACAAUGGUAUCCCAGAUCUCCCUGACUAUGAGGAUUCCGAGGAUGACAAUCAACAGGAUCAUCAGGAAUUCCCUUAUCCUGCUGAAGCAGUUGAAGAGACUUUUUCUGCUCCACCAAAUGUGUCCAGUUAUUUUAAACCUGCACAUCCAGGCUGGGGAUCCCCUAGCGUUCUCUUAACACAGGCUGCUGUCACUGCGCCAGCUCCUUCAACUCCAUCUUCAGUAAGUGAGGGCGCUCCAGUAGCACCCUCACUCCCAACUGUCAUCACUCGUUCUGGGGCUGCAGUUCAAUUUGGAGCUGCGACAACCUUUGGUGUCAGAAGCUCCAUUGGAUCUUCUUUCCGCUUUGGGUCUACAAACUCAUUCGGAGUUCCAGCCUUAUUGGCAAACAGUCCUUCUGUCGUCGUCUCCCCCGAGGAGAAUGAUGCUGAAGGGAACGAGCCAGCUGGUCGAGAGAAGUAAGUCGAUAUCCCAGCCUGCCUAACCACCAACCAACCCAUCUACAAUACUCGUCACCUCUUAAUCAUCCA